Molecule: messenger RNA, 762 nt
Organism: Carica papaya (papaya)
Lineage: Eukaryota; Viridiplantae; Streptophyta; Magnoliopsida; Brassicales; Caricaceae
Source: RefSeq, a predicted model, not a curated record
AUGGCAGACAUCCCUGAAUGUUAUUUAGCAAUCCUGGAGUUCCUGGAAGUCCCGGAGUUCCCUGAAGUCCAGGAAUUCCUGGAAGUCCCGGAGUUCCAGGAAUUCCCGGAAGUCCCGGAGUUCCAGGAAUUCCCGGAAGUCCCGAAAUUCCAGGAAUUCCCAGAAGUCCCGAAAUUCCAGGAAUUCUCGAAAGUCAAGGAAUUUCAGGAAUGCCCGGAAGUCCCGGAGUUCCCGGAAGUCCUGGAAUUCAUGGAAUUCCCGGAAAUCCCGGUGUUCCCAGAAUUCCAGUCUGGAAUUCAUGGAACUCCUGAAAAUCUAGGCAAUCCUGGAGUUCCUGGAAGUCCUGGAGUUUUCGAAAAUCCAGGAAUUCGCGGAAGUCCCGGAAUUCCAGGAAGUCCUGGAGCUCCCGGAAGUCCCGGAAUUCCAGGAAUUCCCGGUAGUCCCAGAGUUCCUGGAAGUCCCGGAAUUCCUGGAAUUCCCGGUAGUCCCGGAGUUCCCGGAAGUCCUGGAAUUCCCGGUAGUCCCGGAGUUCCCGGAAGUCCUGGAAUUCCCGGUAGUCCCGGAGUUCCCGGUAGUCCCAGAAUUCUGGAAAUUCCCGAAAGUCCGGGAGUUCCCGGAAGUCCCGAAAUUCUCGGAAGUCCUGGAAUCCCCGGAAGUCCCGGAGUUCCGGGAAGUCCAGGAAUUUUAGGAAUUUCCGGAAGUCCUGGUGUUCCCGGAAUUCCAGGUAAUCCUGGAAAUCUAGGCAAUCCUGGUAUUAGUUGA